Molecule: messenger RNA, 1419 nt
Organism: Penicillium cinerascens
Lineage: Eukaryota; Fungi; Ascomycota; Eurotiomycetes; Eurotiales; Aspergillaceae
Product: MFS general substrate transporter
Exons: 5
Coding region: 1-1419 (472 amino acids)
Biological process (GO): allantoate transport; transmembrane transport; tripeptide transport
Cellular component (GO): plasma membrane
Molecular function (GO): dipeptide transmembrane transporter activity; allantoate transmembrane transporter activity
Source: RefSeq, a predicted model, not a curated record
AUGGACAGCGGCAAGGAACAAACGUCUUUUAAAGAUGAAGCAGCCCUAACUAGCGGCGAGAUCGUGGGUGUAUGUGAGGGGUAUGAGGGGUACACUGCUGAGGAGGAGAAGGCCGUUUUGCGCAAAAUAGACACGGUCAUUCUACCAUUUAUGUGCUUUGUCUUCUUUCUACAGUACCUGGACAAGCAAAGUCUGAGCUAUGCAGCAGUUUUCGGGCUCAUAGAUGAUCUAAACCUGACCAGCUCACAGUACUCGUGGACGAGUUCCAUCUUCUACAUUGGCCAGCUCGUCUCCGAAUAUCCCUUCAUCUAUCUCAUGAGUCGGUUGCCACUCGCCAAGUUUGUCGGAACCACGAUCAUCAUCUGGGGGGUCAUCUGUAUGUGCCUCGCGACACCGAAGAACUUCACCGGUUUCGCCGCCGUCCGUUUUCUUCUCGGAUUCAGCGAGGGCGCUGUCUCUCCUGCAUUCAUUACCAUCACCAGUAUCUGGUAUCGCAAGAAGGAACACACCGUUCGCACUGCGCUCUGGAUUACCAUGAAUGGCUUGGCUCAAGUUAUAGGCUGCUUGCUCAUGUACGGGAUUGGCAAGAAUGGGUCCUUUUCCCUCGCUCCCUGGCGUAUUUUGUUUAUCAUAUGUGGUGCGCUGACCGUCGCGGCCGGUCUUGGAUUUUUCAUGUUGAUGCCCAACGGACCCAAAGAUGCUUGGUUUCUCAACUCGCGCGAAAAAGAAGAAGCAAUGCUGGAUCCCAAGGCGUGGAUGGUCUUCUGGUUUGGUGUGCUUGUGACGAUGCAGUCGCCAGUGUUGACUUUUGCAUCCCUUGUCAUUGAGUCUAUUGGCUAUAGCAAGCUCGAUACGAUGCUAUAUACUGCCCCUUCGGGGGCUGUGCAGGUGGCCAUGCUUUGGAUUGGCACCGCUCUGGUUUACUUCGUCCCUCACCAACGGACCCUGGUUGUUUUGGUCCUUAUAAUUCCACCGCUUAUCGGUUGCGUAUUCUUAAUGAAGCUUGACGUGGGCGCCCAAUGGGGCCUCAUCGUGGCUUCCUGGAUGUCUUCCUGUAUCACCGCGCCCUGGUCAAUUCUUCUCUCCCUCUCGGCUUCCAAUGUCAAGGGCAAUACGAAGCGUGCUAUUGUCAACACGAUGUUCUUCAUCGGGUACUGCGCCGGUUGCAUUGGCGGGCCCCAGCUUUGGACCCACAAGCCACGCUACACUGAGGGUGUCAUUACUGGUAUCGUGACUUGGUGCUUGCUGUUUGUCGCCGUCAUUGUCUAUCGCUUUCUCUGCGCCCUGGAUAACAAGAACCGGGACGCAGGUGUAAUUUCUGGUGGUGACAUGGGUCGGCAGAUCGAGCUGGACCAAAAUUGGUUGCCCAAAAACGAUUUGACCGACAAGGAAGACAGGCAAUUUCGGUAUGUAUGGUAG